AAUUUAUGCAUCUACCAUGAAUUACCUGGAAGAAGGAGAGACCAUGAAUUUGAAUUGCCUCAUCCUGCCAUCAGCAGGAUCAGUCAUCACAAAUGGAGGCUCACUGGUACAAAACAACAAAGAAGCAAAAUGAGGCUGGGUUUGGACAGGACAUGGAAGGUUUGCACCACUCCUGAAACUUAAACCUCAAAAGUCACAUCCUCUCUGCCUCUGAAAAUUCAGAAUAUCAACCAGACAGUGGCCACUCUCAAUGAAGAGCCAAAAUAAAGAACACUGUCCUGACUGCUAUGGGCCUCUUUAUUAGGGUGGAUGUAACAGUUUUAGAUGAAAGAAGAUGCAGUUCCAAAGACUUUAAGUUGCAUGUUGGUCAUUGUAUCUGGUGUGAGCGUUGUCAAUACCACAAAGAGAACAAAGCGUGACCUGAAACAGAACAAAGCUCUACAGGUGGAUUCUGAGCUGGAGAAGAUGUGGGCUGUGGUCAUGAUAUCCUGGAUAAUUUUGUAUGCCAAAGUUUAUGCAGUGCUGAUUCUUUCUGCUAAAGAUGGCUCAGACAUGGGCAGUUCUGGCUGCAUUUCUUCUCUGGCUGAUAAAUCUGGUUAAAGGGCCAGCUUAUGACAUGGUGAGUGUGGAGGCUGGUCAUGAGGUUGUGUUGAGUUGCCCUUAUGUCUCCAAAGCAUCCUUGCUAAUGGUGAUAUGGAAGAUGAAAUGCAGCACCUGCUGCUUGUUGGCCUAUAGAAGUGAUCACAAUGAGACAAGGAAGCUAAACUGCAGUGAGAGGAUGACAUGGAAAUAUUCACCUGACAGUGACUUUGAUCUUCGUAUUUACCCUGUGACCCUUGGCGAUGAAGGGAAUUACACCUGUGAAAUUGUCAGCACUGCAGGAAAUUUCCUUUUUUUCUCCUUUCUGACUGUGAUAGUCCCUCCCACAGUGACUCUGACCUUUGACAAGAGCACAGGGGCAGUCUGUCAAGCAUCUGCUGGAAAGCCAGCUGCUGAUAUCUCCUGGUUUCCUCCAAAUAUCGCCAGCACCAGUGAAGUCCAUCACCCCAAUGGGACAGUGACCAGAGUGAGCUGGGUCAAUACCACGCUUUCGACUGUCACCUGCCUGGUUACCCACCCAGCUACAAACCAGAGUCUGUUCCUAGACUUGCCAUACACUUCCCCCAAGCUUGCCUUUUUUCUGCUAGGAGGAUUUGCAUGUGUUGCUGUUGUCAGUGGUGUGACAUUAUGCUUGUUUUUUAUUUGCAGAGCUCUCCGGUUACACAAAUUGGCACACAGGUCGGCAGCACCAGUUGCAACUAAGAACGUCAGGUCCCCACCAUCAUGGGUGAAAAAGGAAGCAGUCAAGCCUCCUGUCUUAUCAGAACAUAUCUACCAGAAUUACAGUUCAAGAACAGUAUAUAUGAACUAUUGACAGUGUAGGCACAAGCAGUCUAACACCAGCUCAGCCACUGAUGUUACUCAGUUACCUGUACUUCACCUAACAAAUCUCAGACCUUACCGCAUCGCACACCAGCAGAACACUCAAAACUGCCCCACAAAAGCAUUUCUUUCUUGACCCGAAGAAAGUGGCUUACCUGUUUUAGUAAAUUCUUUCUCUCUUUCUCAAAGUAUCAAUACAGCUCUUGAAACAUUUGAAAAUUUUAGGACCAAGUUAGUUUAAUACCUAUCUAACUGUUGUUUGAAAAUGGACUCUGAGGUAUGUGCUGUCUUUCCUCAAAUUAGUGAUUGACAUACUGUGCCAGAGGAACAGACUGCUGGUGAAAAUGCAGCACAUUUUCCAUUUUAGCAACUGGAUUCUCUUUGUAAUUUUGUGUUGGAAACCAGGAAGUGACACAGGGGUCCCCGAAAAUACAGAAGGUCAAAGACACACAUCCAACAGAAAUGCAGAAAUAAGAGUGUGGCUUUUUGGUUUAUUUCUUUCUUUUUUCUCCUGGGUAUGUAGUGGCAGGGUGACACAUGGCACCUGACAUGUGGCAGCUGAGAAUCUAGAAUUCAUCAUCUUUGUUUAUUUCUAUUUUUUUAAAUGUAUUUCUUUUUCCAUUAAACUUGCUGUAUUCAUGAUAAUGGAAGAAAAAAGCCAUUUGCAUACAGUUUUGGUUUACCCAACAUAAGAAGGACACGGAGCUGUUGGAGCAAGUCCAGAGGUGGCCAUGAGGAUUAUCAGCGGCUGGAGCACCUCCCAUAUGAAGACAGGCUGAGAGAGUUGUGUCUGUUCAGCCUGGAGAAGAGAAGCUGCUUGGAGACCUCAGAGCUGCUUCUGUUAUCUGAAGGGGACUACGGGGAUGCUGGACAGGGACUCUUUUGUCUGCUUUUGACAAUCACAGUGCAGGUGUGUUGUGAGUUGUAGGAUGCAAAGCUUUCCAUAAUUCCUUUGCCCCAAACAAAAUGCUGAAGAGUACGAUCUAAGAGAGGCAGAGGAAAUAGUCAGGGUGAUGAGGCAGGAUGAUGGGGGGAAAGACCUCUGGAGAAGCAUCACUGUGAUAAUUAGCUCUGGUUGAAAAGCAUGGUUUCCAUGCUCAUGAUUUUAUUUUCCCCUUUAAUUUGUAUUUGGUAGAAUCAGUCCAGUCGUACACAGUGUGUCAGCAUUUCCAUUAACCUACAAAUUCUGAGCAGACACAGUGCUUGAUGUGCUGAAACAAGGUGCUCAGGCAAUGAGAUGGGUCCCUUUAAUGAUGCAGGUACUUGUUAAAAUGGGCUUUGCUGGAGGUCCCACAGCUCUUAACAGCCAUGUGGGCUAUGCUUUGCCCAAUUUCUUAUUUCUGAGAUGGCCCAAGAGCCAGUCCUGCUUCAGCCCCUCAGAAAAUCAGCUUACAGCGUUGUAGCACGUGUUUACUGUCAGCAAAAAGCUGUAGUUAUCAGCCCACAGAUCAAGGGAGCCCACAUGUUGCAGGCAUUAAAAGGGCUCAGCUGCCUAAUUGUUGCAUCUUCCUUUUGCAAUAAAAUCAGCCCUUGUGCUUUUCAAGCUGUUGUGUAUGAUUAAUAAAACUUAUUAGGCCAAAGAGAACAAUGUGGCUAGUGUGGGUGAUUGUAAGGAAGGCUGGGACAUGAAUAAUGCUUCUC
Messenger RNA from Melopsittacus undulatus (budgerigar), 3063 nucleotides. RefSeq names its product cell surface glycoprotein CD200 receptor 2-like. NCBI's taxonomy places the organism in Eukaryota, Metazoa, Chordata, Aves, Psittaciformes, Psittaculidae. Gene Ontology annotation, cellular component: external side of plasma membrane. The coding region runs from base 542 to 1414 and encodes 290 amino acids. The transcript has 8 exons. Gene Ontology annotation, biological process: regulation of neuroinflammatory response. The record is from RefSeq and is a predicted model, not a curated record. Gene Ontology annotation, molecular function: signaling receptor activity.